Molecule: messenger RNA, 10689 nt
Organism: Cavia porcellus (domestic guinea pig)
Lineage: Eukaryota; Metazoa; Chordata; Mammalia; Rodentia; Caviidae
Gene: Ptpn21
Product: protein tyrosine phosphatase non-receptor type 21
Exons: 19
Coding region: 342-3935 (1197 amino acids)
Biological process (GO): protein dephosphorylation
Cellular component (GO): cytoskeleton
Molecular function (GO): protein tyrosine phosphatase activity
Source: RefSeq, a predicted model, not a curated record
AUGCGGGUUGGCCGGGCUACGUAGCGACCUCUUCUCCCGGGCGGGGCGCGAGAGUCUGAGCGUUCUUCGCCCACCUGGCUGCUCUAGCUGUUGAACCCUGUCCGCCCCUCACUAAUCCAGGAUGGUUCUUAAGGCGUCUUCUGCCUCCUUAGCGCUGGCCUGGACGUUCCCUUUACUUGGCCUUUGGAGACUCACUUGCUUUUUGAUGGCGUCAGCGGCUGCUGGGUGACCAGCUAGAAACUGGAAAGCGAUCGUCCCUUCAGGAGAGUCACCGAGGCCAUCCCUUCUGUCGUGGUGGGGGUGUUUUUCCUUCUUCGGCCUGCCACUCUCCAAGGGAGAAGAUGCCACUGCCAUUUGGAUUGAAGUUGAAACGCACCCGCCGCUACACUGUGUCCAGCAAGAGCUGUCUGGUUGCACGGAUCCAGCUGCUCAAUAAUGAGUUUGUGGAGUUCACACUGUCUGUGGAGAGCACUGGUCAGGAGAGCCUUGAGGCGGUGGCCCAAAGGCUGGAGCUUCGAGAGGUCACUUACUUCAGCCUCUGGUACUACAACAAGCAAAACCAGCGCCGAUGGGUGGAUUUAGAAAAGCCCCUGAAGAAGCAGCUGGAUAAGUACGCGCUGGAACCCACCAUCUAUUUUGGAGUGGUGUUUUAUGUGCCUUCAGUUUUACAGCUGCAGCAGGAGAUUACCAGGUAUCAGUAUUAUCUGCAGCUGAAGAAAGAUAUCUUGGAAGGAAACAUUCCUUGUACUUUAGAACAAGCAAUUCAGCUAGCAGGCUUAGCUGUUCAAGCUGAUUUUGGUGACUUUGAUCAGUAUGAAUCCCAGGACUUCCUUCAGAAAUUUGCCUUGUUUCCUGUGAGGUGGCUACAAGAUGAAAAAGUGUUGGAAGAAGCAACCCAAAAAGUGGCCUUACUACAUCAAAAAUACAGAGGGCUCACAGCUCCCGAUGCUGAAAUGCUGUACAUGCAGGAGGUAGAAAGAAUGGAGGGCUACGGAGAAGAGAGCUACCCUGCAAAGGACAGCCAAGGAAGCGACAUAUCCAUUGGAGCGUGUCUCGAGGGUAUCUUUGUGAAACACAAGAAUGGAAGGCCUCCUGUGAUAUUUAGGUGGCAUGAUAUUGCUAACAUGUCCCACAACAAGUCCUUUUUUGCAUUAGAGCUGGCUAACAAGGAGGAGACCAUCCAGUUCCAAACUGAAGACAUGGAAACAGCGAAGUAUGUGUGGAGACUCUGUGUUGCACGACACAAAUUUUACAGAUUGAACCAGUGUAACCUACAAACUCAGACUGUCACAGUGAAUCCAAUCAGGAGGAGGUCAUCUUCAAGGAUGUCUCUGCCUAAACCCCAGCCCUAUGUGAUGCCUCCCCCACCCCAGCUGCAUUAUAAUGGACACUAUACAGAGCCAUAUGCUUCUUCCCAAGAUAACCUCUUUGUGCCCAACCACAAUGGAUAUUACUGUCACUCCCAGACAAGCUUGGAUAGAGCCCAGAUGGACGUCAACGGUCGCAUCCGGAACGGCAGCGUCUACAGUGCACACAGCACCAACUCCUUGAACAACCCUCAGCCCUACCUGCAGCCCUCGCCGAUGUCCUCCAACCCAAGCAUCACCGGCAGUGACGUCAUGAGACCCGACUAUGUCCCCUCGCAUCGCCACAGCGCUCUGAUCCCCCCUUCCUACCGCCCGACCCCAGACUAUGAGACUGUGAUGAAGCAGCUCAACAGGGGCAUGGCACACGCAGAGAGGCAGAGCCACUCGUUGAGGAAUCUCAACAUUGGCAACUCCUAUGCAUACAGCAGGCCCGAUGCCCUGGUCUACAGCCAGCCUGAGAUCCGGGAGCACGCGCACUUCGCCUCCCCACAGUCAGCUCACUAUGCAUUCAAUCUGAACUACAGUUUCCACAGCCAGUCUCCCUACCCCUACCCCGCCGAGAGGCGGCCUGUAGUGGGCGCUGUGAGCGUGCCAGAGCUCACCAAUGUGCAGCAGCUCCAGGCCCAGGAUUACCCGGCCCCCAACAUCAUGCGGACCCAGGUGUACCGCCCGCCACCGCCCUACCCUUACCCUUACCCCAGACCGGCCAACAGCACCCCGGACCUGUCCCGCCACCUGUACAUCAGCAGCAGUAACCCAGACCUGAUCACGCGGCGCGUGCACCACUCGGUGCAGACCUUCCAGGAGGACAGCCUGCCGGUGGCGCACUCACUGCAGGAGGUCAGUGAGCCUCUCACUGCGGCGCGGCGCGCGCAGCUGCAGAAGCGCAACAGCAUCGAGCUGGCGGGGCUCACGCACGGCCUGGAGGGGCUGCGGCUCAAGGAGCGCACUCUGUCGGCGUCGGCGGCUGACGCGGCCCCGGCCCCAGCCCCAGCCCCAGCCCCGUGCGCGCUCCUAGCUGGCUCCCAGCCCAGCGUCUGCAGCAACAGAGCCAAGCAGGACGGGGCUGAAGAGCCGGAUGAGACCGAGGAGCAGGAGGGCGGGAGGUACGGCCACAAGAAGUCGCUUUCGGACGCCACCAUGCUGAUCCACAGCAGUGAAGAGGAGGAGGAGGAGUUCGAAGAAGACCUCAAAGUCGCAGCCGCGCUCCCCACGCAGCCUGAACCCCGGCUGCUGGCCGCCUACGCCGCGGAGCUGCCUCGGAGCCACCCCUGUGCCGCCGCCAUCGCCCCGGGCCCCGGCCCUUUGCAUAUUCUGGAGCCCAAAGCCCACAUCCUGGAGGCCGAGAGGAGGGCGAGGGAUGGAAGCCCCGCGCACGCGAUGGUGGAGGCACAGCGCCCCCGGAGAGAGGGACUUCUGACGCCCUCCAUGUCCGAGUCCGACCUCAGCACAUCUGGGAGGUACCGGGCCAGGAGGGACUCUCUGAAGAAAAGGCCGGUGUCGGACCUGCUCUCCGGGAAGAAGAACGUGGUGGAAGGGCUCCCGCCGCUGGGGGGAAUGAAAAAGACUCGAGUAGAUGCAAAAAAAGUUGGUCCUCUGAAGUUGGCUGCCCUCAAUGGGCUCUCCCUGUCUCGACUGCCUCUGCCCGAUGAAGGCAAGGAAGUGUCCACCAGAGCGACGAAUGAUGAAAGGUGUAAAAUGCUGGAACAGCGGUUAGAACAGGGAAUGGUAUUCACAGAAUAUGAAAGAAUUCUUAAAAAGCGGCUGGUUGAUGGGGAGUGCUCGACAGCCCGACUGCCUGAAAACGCAGAAAGAAAUAGAUUCCAAGAUGUCCUUCCCUAUGACGACGCGAGAGUGGAGUUGGUCCCCACCAAGGAAAACAACACUGGCUACAUCAACGCGUCACAUAUUAAGGUCUCUGUCGGUGGAAUUGAGUGGGAUUACAUUGCCACACAGGGACCAUUGCAGAAUACCUGUCAGGACUUUUGGCAGAUGGUGUGGGAACAGGGAAUUGCGAUUAUAGCGAUGGUGACAGCGGAAGAGGAGGGCGGAAGGGAGAAGAGCUUUCGGUACUGGCCGCGCCUGGGUUCCAGGCACAACACUGUCACUUAUGGGAGGUUUAAGAUCACAACCCGCUUCCGCACGGACUCCGGCUGCUAUGCCACCACGGGCUUGAAGAUGAAGCACCUUCUCACGGGGCAGGAGAAGACAGUUUGGCAUCUCCAGUACACAGACUGGCCCGAGCACGGCUGUCCUGAAGACCUCAAGGGAUUUCUGUCAUACCUCGAAGAGAUCCAGUCUGUUCGACGCCAUACUAAUAGUACAAGUGAACCCAAAAGCCUCAACCCUCCGCUGCUGGUCCACUGCAGUGCUGGGGUAGGAAGGACCGGUGUUGUCAUCUUGUCGGAGAUCAUGAUCGCCUGUCUGGAACACAAUGAGGUGCUGGACAUCCCCAGAGUGCUGGACAUGCUCAGGCAACAGAGAAUGAUGCUGGUCCAGACCCUCUGCCAGUACACGUUUGUGUACAAAGUGCUCAUUCAGUUCCUGAAAAGCUCCCGGCUCAUCUAAGCUCUCACACCUCCUCACGGGACCCAAUCACUGAAGCGUUAACAGCUUAAAAAAAAGAAAGUGCUUGCCUACCUUCCACUUUCUGCUCGAUACUUGAGCACACCAGAAAUCCAUGAGGACAGGAAUGGCGCAGUGUGAGUCGCAGCGCGCUAGGGGGAACCUGCAAAGCACAAAGCAGAAGAGGGGGACCUGGGACCUGGCAAAGGUGCUAGAGGAGGAGGACUCGGUUUUGAGGGCAUUGUCCUGCCGGCGUCUGUCGGAUUUGCAGUACUUGCACACAUUGUGGAGAUUGUAUUUUCUAGACAAUUCUGUUUUACUGAAGCUAUGCUGGACAGUUCUGGCAAUCAUGAAAGCCGAUAUUUCUGUCUUACGCUAGUUUGGGAUGAUGGAAUUUUAUGUUAUGACUAAAAUAUUUAGGGGUUUUCUUAGUGACAAAAUGAGCUUUCUAUGGGGAUGAUCCACAGAUUGAGGUGUUUGUGUAUAACAUUGUGUUUAAAACCAUGUUAUUGUGUUAUUUUUUUAAAAAAAAAAAUCUUUGGGUACUUAAUGGCUUAGUUAUGGAACUCAAACUAUAAGGAGAAUCUGAAAGUGUUAUUUUGAAACAUAGCAUUUUUAUAUUCAGAAAUUUUUUUAUCCUACAAAUUCUAUAUAUUUGUACCUUCUGUAUUUUCCAAACUGCUCAUGAAGAUACUGAAAUGAGUCAGUUAAUGUAAAUAAAAGUUGGGAAUGAAGGCACAUUGUUUAAAUGCAAGAAAAUCAGGUUCACUAUUUUUUCAGUAUUAUUCAUAAGCCUUAAUGAGUUUGGUUUUAUUGGCUGAAAAUGAAAAAAACAAUUACAUAGGAUGGUUUUAAGCACUUUUUCUGUUAAAAAUGAAACCUGAGUUUUAAUAUAUGUUUUGCUUUGUUAUUUGAGUGUGUCUUGUGGAAGAGGGUUAAGAGUACGUGGGACGACAAGCACAGGAGGAAGUGGCACGCGAUGGGAAAGCAGGAUGCCCUUGUCUUUACAGAAAUGCAGUAUUAUCUACACUCAGAUGGGGACACCAGGAUGGAGAGCAGGGCUCGAGCGAGCGGGCCAUGCCCAGGCUUCUCCCAGGAAUUCACGGCCGGCCACUGCCAAUAACUCAGUUUUCCCCCUACAAGUAGAGGUUUAUAUUAUUCCAAAAAGCCUUGAAAAGGCUUUAUUUUAUUUUGAUUGCAAGAAGGAAGUGGUAAAUAGAUUCAACUCUCCUCCUAAAUCUACAGCCUGGAUUUGUGGAGCAGCAGAAAUUGCUGUGGUCCUGGGUGGUCCUUGCAGUUUACCCGCUUGCUCCUGUACUUCAGCCCUGGGAUGUUUUAAGUCCCCUCUCCCCCAGCCCACUGAGGCACCGGUGACAGACAGAGCCAGGCUGAGCUGACGGAGAGCACCGUCCUUGGCCAGGCUCGGGAGGCCUCUUCUGCCUUCGCUGCCUACUGCCCAGUGGGUAGGAUGAACGGGGACUGCUCCCUGGGGAGGCAUCUGCUUUUCUCGGGUUCUGAGGCCGAUUCCCCACAAUGGAGAGCUUCUAGGAUAUCAAUUCUAGAGUUAUUUCCCCAGAUCACAAGAUUCUAAGCAUUUUUCUCAUUCUCACUUCUUUCCCAAAGCAGUUAUCUCACUAUGAUAGCAGCUACAUUCAUGUCAUCGGCCAUGGGACAGGACUUCCUAGGCGUUGGGGCAGGUUUAACUCCAUCCUGGAACCAGCCACGCGGGGGAAAAUUCAGAGGAUUGUAGUGCAAGGCGGCCCUGAAAGUGGACAUGCUUCUCACUUAGCAGUAAGAUAUCAGUUUUAAAUCUAAAGUCAUCUUCAAACUUCUAGUGAAAGAAUAAUAGACUCAAGUGAAAAUAUUCAGAAAAAGCUACCCAGGAGAAUUGGAGUAAAGAGGUUUUUAAGAAAAUAAUAUUUUCCAUCUCCACACCACUUUAUAGUACAGGAUUUUUUCUGAAGCUUUUUGUUUUCCAAUGGUACAUUUUUGAAGAAAUGCCUAUUAGGCUUACAUUUUGAAGUGACCAUUGACAAGAACAUACUGUAAAGCAAGAGUCUAAUUAAAGAGUAAUAUAUGGUAUAUUUGUGUUCCUGUUGUAAAAAUUUGUUAAGCAAAAUUUUUUUUUUUUGGUACCGUGAAUCGAUCUCAGGAUCUUGCAUUUGCCAGACAGGCACUGUGCCACUGAGCUAUAUCCCCAGCCCUGUUAAGUAAAUUUUUAAGAGGGAAAAAUUAUACUGUUUAAGUCUGUCACUCUUAAAAUGUCAUAUUUGACAUCAUUUAUAAGCACCAUGUAAUUUUAAAUUUUAAAUCGCAGGUAGUGAAUAUGAAAGAAUUUCUAAAUAAAAAUAAAUCUACACUAUUGGACUUUAAAUAAUGUGACUUGCAAAAGCAAAUUAUGUAGAACACUGAGGUGUUCCAUAGGUUUACUGUGGAAUUGAGGGUGUUACUGUUGGCCAGCCUGACACAUACAAUGCUUUGUAUCUUAGUGUCUUUCAGUUCCUUAAUAUUGAUUUCAUACUAGAAUUCCCAAAAUGUACAUUUUCACAAAAAAGUAGGUUAUAAACCAAUGUUUCUACUGAUCACCUUUGGUAUUAUUUCUGGCAUCAGUUUUUCUGAUGAUGGGGGGGGGUCCUACCUUGAAAUUUUCUAAUUGAUAGUUUUGAGCACAGACAGUGAUCAUUUUAAAAUAUAAUCCAGGAUGUUAAUUAUAGCAUCGUUAAUUAUUUUCUUCUGGAACCUCUACUGUGAAGCAUUCAGGAAGCCAUAGAAUUUAGUGUUUGAAAGACUCCGUGGCAGAAUUAAAACAAGCUGGACCUGUGCUUUGUUUUUAGAAACUUCCGGAAACAGAAAUAUCUAACCUGAAACACAGAGGAGGGAGGAGAAUGUCACCUCAAAUACGCUGAUUUAUGGAUGUUCUCAAUAGUAGGAAAAGGCGAAUAUAUCCGUAAAGUGUACAGCUACACAGCGUGUUAGAGGUCAGCCACAGUUCAUCAAGAACAAGUUAGGAUUGCAGGAAUGGAUGGAAACAGGGACUGCUAUCAUAAAUGUUUCAAAGCUACAGAUUGAAGUAAUUUUGGGGGAAGGGAAGACUUUUUUUAAAAAGAUUGUCUUAGAUAUAAAUGUAGGAGAAUUUAUCACCAAGAAGGCUGCAUAGCUAGAAUGAUUCCUUCCCAGUUGGAAUUUUAUUUUAAAAGAAUCUCAAAUUCCAAGAGAGUCCUUUUUGAGCCAAGGGAUAGACAUUUGAGAAGUAGAAAGCUGCAUUAAGGAUUUGCUUAAAACCCAGAUGUGGUACACAUACUUGUAAUCCUAGCACUCAGAAGGCUGAGGCAGGAGGAUGGCUGGGAAUUCAAAACCAGUCUAUCAAGUAAGUUCAAGGCCAGCCUGACCUAUAUAUUGAGUCCUUGUCUCAAAAAACAAAAUGACAAAAACACUUUUUUUUUUUUUGCCUGAGAAAACAUUUCUCAAAGAUACCCAAGUUUUUCAAAUUCCUAUAGACAAGGGCUUCAUUUAGCCUGUCAUCUGUAGUUCCUUACAGAAAAAAGAGGAAAUAUUAGAAAGUUCGAAGUUUGUGUUUUGGAGGUGGAUGAAAGUUCCUUGGAUUGUUGACGUCAUGUAAUUUUCUGUAUGUUUCAGGCAGUUCCAAAAUUUAAAAAAAAAUUGCUGUAAAAGCUCACUUCUGUACUGAAUUGAAGUGGUACUGAGAUUUAACUUUCUUAGUUUGUCCCCCUAAAGGUUGCAUAAGUGUCAGGGGGCCCGAAAGGUAAAAGGUACAGAACCACCUUGCCGUUGCCAGGCAGUGGUCACUGAGACUCAGAAUCAGUGGAGACAGAUGAGCCAGUGUCACAGAGGCGACUCAGAUCCGGGUAGCUCGGCAUUUGCUGUGGAGACCUGAGCGGUGGGGUCAGGGACGGGGAGGAGUGAAGUGGGCAGCAGCCUGUGAAGCCUCUGGUGGGCAGGGUCAAGGAGGGUCAGCUGGCAAAAUACAAGGGAUUGAAAUGGAGGGGCAAGGGUGGCAGCUGAGCAGGAGGUGUAAGGUCUGCAGCACCCGGCUGAGGGGGCUGCAGUUCCAGCGGGGUGGUGCUGUGGACAGGGUAUCUCUAGCUCACUUGUGAGUAGAAUUAAUGAAGGUCUGCCUGCCUGUGGUUUCCACACACGUUUAGUCCUGUGUACCUGAAAAAAUGCUUUUCAAAGUCUGUGCAAAAAUUAAACAUUUUUCAAAUAUUGAUGGGUUAAGAAAAGGAUAGUAAAUGUAUGCUUUUAGGUUAAGCUUUAGCAUAAACAAGGACAAAUGCACACAGGAAAGGAAUAAUUAUUUGCAUUUUUUUUUUUUUUUUUGGUACUGGGAAUCGAACUCAGGACCUUACAUUUGCUAGGCAGGUGCUUAUGCUGCUGAGCUAUACUCUGGCAACUGUUUGCCUUUCUACCUGUAGAACUUGUUAACAGUAUGUCUUACGUAGGGUUCCAAGUUUCUGAAAGUUAUUGGAGAAGUGUUUUUGUCAUUAUUCUUUAACUUCUAUUUAAUGACUUUGUGGUGUAUCAAACAAAAGGACCAUUUAAAAUCUGUGAAACCCUUGGCUUUGUGCACAGGUAGACAGUGUGAUUUCAGUGUAAAAAAAUGCAAUUUUAACUCAACUGGUAGGUCGAUUUUGAACCGUUAAAAAAGAGAAUUUAUUUCAGUCAUCAAACAUGGAUACUUUUGACAUUUUAGUGUACAUGUGUAUUUUAAAUUUGCACUUAAAAAUUGGUGAAACAAAAAUCUACAGAAUUCACUCUUUAGAGGAAAUCUAUACUGCCAAAGAAUUUCAGAAAGUUAGAUUAUUACUGGGUUAGGAAUUUGAAUGUCAGGUCUUAGUUUUUUGAGUCUAUUGAUAAGGCUGGUACAGAUUUAAUGAUAAUUGCCUUUCCAUUUCCAUUUGCUCAUUCAUCAAAUGAGAACUGAGCAAAUGAAUGAGAAAUGUCAGUUUCGGUGCUCACUUUUUAUAAUAUGACAGGUCAGACUGUUCCAUAUACGAAGAGACUAUUCAAAUUAUUUUUAUUGUGAAAGUUUUAUUUAAAGAUCACCUAAAAUUAAUGGAUCACUGAAUGAGACAAAUCUUUGGUUACUUAUAGUGACAUUUAUUAAUGUCUUAAUUUUAUAAAGUGUCCUGAAAGCGUUUUGGUUAGGCUUUGUAUUUUCCUGGAAUAAUACUAACACAGCAUGAGUGCAGUUCAGUAAAUAGUCUGAGAGAAGUAAAAAUACCCGUCAGUGACAAAGUAUCUCCAGAGCAAAUUUAAUAAGGACAAGGUUUAAAAUAAUAUGAAACCAUUAAGGCCACAUGAGUCAAACACAAAGGAAAAGAAAAAGUAUACGAAAAUACAGUGACCUGCAGCCCCUACCAUGGCAGAGCUGUGAUGGGUUUUAUUCACAUAGUUUGGUCUUUGUGGCAUAAUAGAGAAAUCAAGGAAGUAGUUAUUAUGUAAGGAUGAUUCUUAAUAUUUUUUCCAAAACUUCUAAUAAUAUGGUCAGUUUGUUCCUGCCCAUAUUAGAGUUUUUUACAGUUCUAUACUGUAAUCAAGUUAAUUUCCAGUGGAAUUGAAUUAUUAUAUAUUACUCAGUAUAAUCAAAUUCUAAGCAAGAGAUUAACGAUGAUAGAAAUAUAGAAGUAUUUGUCAGUACCUCACACUUAUUUAAAAAAUUGAUACAAUUAAACGUUACUCAAAAGACUGAUUGGCAUAGCUAGAUGUGGUGGUGCACACCCAUAAUCCCAGCACUCGAGAGGCUGAGGCAGGAGCAUCAUUAUGUGUUUGAGGCCAACCUGGGCUACAUAGCAAGAUUCUGUCUCAAAAACAAAACAAAAAAAAGGACUGAUUGGCAAUGGGCUGAUAUAAUUUGCUUUUGUGUGUGUUCACAAGUCAUUUUUACAUUAAAAUAUAAAAUAUGUACAUUUUUAUCUGUAAGUUUUAAAAUGCCACACCUAGGAGUAAUACCCGGUGUUUGUUGCUGUUACAGAAUACCUGAAACAGUACCUUACGGUCAUGGAGGCGUGUUGAGGGGCCUUGCAGCUUGGUCUUUGGCAGAAGGCACAUGUGCAUGUGUGCGUGGAUGUGUGUAUGCAUGCGCGCGACCACGCUCUUCACAACACUCUCCUGAGAUGCCGUAAUAACAUGGAUCCAGGGGUGGGGUAUGGCUCAGUGGUUCAGUGCCUGCCUGGCAAGCGCAAGGUCUUGAGUUCCAAUUUCUGGUAGCAAAAAACAAAACAAAGCAUUGAUCCAUUCACAAGGGCUCUGCCUCCUGAGCGUCCUACUUCCCAGUGCCACUGCACUGGGCAUUAAGUUCCCAACAGAUGGACCUGGGGGACACAUUUAAGCCAUACCAUUAAGUAUUUUCUAUGAUGUCAUCUCACUAUUGUAUUUUGUAGAGGAAAAUGUAAAACUAAACCAACAAAAGGUUAAUGGGAUUUGAUGUGCCUAACAAACAAAAACAAAAUUUGGAGCAAAAUGAUUUGAAAUAUACUUCAGGGAAGAAUGCAUUGGGAAUUCUAACCUUUCAAAAUAGUAGAAUUUUUGUCUACUUUUUUUGUUUAAAAAGCAACUUUAUGUGCUGUUGUUUGAAGAUAAAAUAAAAAUGUCUAAUCAUAAAAGCUUAAUUCUAAACUUGGUUUAUAAAGCAGUGUACAUUUAAUGGGCAAAAGCUUGAAUGGCUGAGUGUAUAAUAUGUGAAAUGAAUAUAUGAUAGUCUAUUUUUGCCAUGAAAAUAAAUGUAUAAAGAAAGAUA